AUGCUAUUGGAGCUGAGAAGCUUCUUCCGCGGCAGUGGGAGACUAGCCGAUGAUUCUUACGCUCGCAGUCUUGAGGGGGAAGCAGCCUCGCGUCCUAGCAAUGAUCUGCUGGCCGUGGUCAAGACAUUCCGAGGCAGUGUAUGCUCUGUGGUGCUGGAUAAAGUGUACGCGCUGCUCAGCAUUGUGGAUUGGGAGGGACGACAACCACUGCGAGUCGACUACAUGAUCGAUGAAGUCCUGUUAUACUAUCGGGCUUUAUCAUCGGCGAGACACGUCGAUUUCGGGUACGCAGAACACCUGAGAAGGGGCCUGCAAAUCGAUCAGCGCUUACUACUAGAAAGGAGCGUCCAGCUCUUUCAGGAUGACGCAGUUGCAAAGUUGGAGAUUGAGACGGCCUUCAGCAUUGCUGCAUAUACCGGCCCCAAUUACGAUGGCGAGGAUGGGAUGAUUCCACCCCGGUUCCCUCGUGCGUUCGGAAAGAUGCCGUUUUCUCUUCACUUACACCAGGGCGUAGUCCGGCAGAAGGACUUAUUGGCCCAAUUCCGAGGCACAGAUGUGUCGCUCGUGUUUGCCAGAGUGGGAACGACCGGAAAAUACACUGUCAAGGGGAUGAUUUUCACAGUUUGGAGCAGCCUGCUGAAUCACUCUAUUGUGCACUGCCCCAACCGAUGUCUCAACGAUUUCAGCGACAUUGAGCUCGAGCUGGAAGAUACUCCCGCCAUCUCGGAUGUUACCCACUUCGUGCCCAUCAAGGCCAAGUCUUGGUUGUCUCUCUUCCGGCACCACUGUCAGAAAGGGGAGGCCAGUAUGGUGUUUAACAGAAAGAACAAUAAAAGUACAUGA
Molecule: messenger RNA, 843 nt
Organism: Cladophialophora yegresii CBS 114405
Lineage: Eukaryota; Fungi; Ascomycota; Eurotiomycetes; Chaetothyriales; Herpotrichiellaceae
Exons: 1
Coding region: 1-843 (280 amino acids)
Source: RefSeq, a predicted model, not a curated record